CAUGAUAGUCUGAGAAUGAUCAUGGCCGCAAAUAGCCAGCAGCUUCAUCGCCGUGUGCGCCAAAUCCAAGAGCAGCUCACCAAAUUGGCCGACGCCAAUGCUCCCUGCCAUGAGCUCGCUGCUCUUCUGAACGAAUACCGCGCCGCGUGCGAGAGCGCCAUUUUCGCCGACUUUGAGUCUGCCUCCUCCCACCAGAUCGAGCAGCAGCUGUGGAACGCCCACCUCCAAGUCAACACCGCCUUGCGCAAACACCUUCGCACUGCCAGGAAGCACAAAGAGCGCGUCGUCGAGUUGCGGAAGCUUCACAAGACGUACCUGCAGUUCAUCAAGACUAGCCAGCGCUUCUACCGCCUGUUCAUCCUCAAUCUCGAUGCCCAAUUCGAUGGCAUUCCCGAGCUUCGACGAGUCGCCCUCCGCUGGAAAGACGAUGCUUCCCGCCCCUCCUCGCGCCGCUCCAUUGCCGCCCACCUAAAGACCCAUGUCUUACAAUCAUGUCACAACACUCUGAUCCAGCUCGGUGACCUCUCCCGUUAUCGAGAGACAGAGCUGGGCGACGACAAGGACCGCAACUGGGGCCCCGCUAUAGGAUAUUACGGCUUAGCCGCGGACAUCUACCCCGACUCUGGCCAUUCCCAUAAUCAACUGGCUGUCAUUGCCCGUGAAGACGGAAACCAUUUCCGUUCCGUCUAUCACAUCUAUCGCUCCUUAUCUAGCAAAAUUCCAUACCCGCAGGCCAAGCAGAACCUUGAAGUCGAGUUCAAGCGCAUCGUUCAUGCUUGGGACAAAGGCGAGCUGAUCAACAAUCAGAGAUCUCCCGAUGGCAAUGCCGUCAGUCGCGCCCUUAUUGCUUGGUUUGUCCGUCUGCACAGCAAAUGCUACAAGGGCGAGGAGUUCAAAGAACACGAUGAAUUGGAGGGAGAGGUUCUCAGCCAUCUUGCUAUCGAACUGAAAGAGCAUUCCUUGGAUUCGAUUUUGCAGAAGAUCAUCUUGAUCAACCUUGCCGCUGAAUAUUUCGCCUCUUUUCAAAUGAAGGGCCAAAACGCGCCCCCUAACAUUUUGAAAACGUAUUUCUAUUUCCUGAGGUUGAAUGUUAAAACCUUCUUCACUCUUCUCCAAGUCAUCCAGCCGGAGCUCGAGCGCCUUUCCGAAGGAUACGACGUCACCAAACACGGCGACCGGGAGCCCCAGUUAUCGGAUAAGAUCACCGUGGUUGCUCGUCGCGUACUUCCUGGGCUCCGUUUGUAUAGCACCUGGUUUGCGCGCUUCUGGCCUGUGCUUCAAGCAAACUUGGCCGAUACCCUGACCAAGGUCGAGGUGCAGGAACUAUGGAGAUCAUAUGCUGAAACACUCACGCUUCUUGCGUCGAGUUUCCCUGUCGAUCAGCUCCCAGAAGAUAGCUAUCUCCUCGAUGAAGACGUCGAAACGAUUGGUUUCGAGCCUCUGAUUUGCGACGAGACGCUGAAAGUCUGGUAUAGCAACGGCGAACUGAAGCCUAAAGGGGCGGAUCUUGAGCGCAACCACCCCAAUAUCGAGAUGCUGAUGCGGGUCAGAGAUCUGCUCGUAGAUGGUCUUAUCUUGACGCAAAAUCCGGAAGCUCCAUUGGAUCUCGAUGGCCCGCGGUUCAUCUAUCGGGAAGCCGAUUUGCCACCUGUUGCAAGUCCGAGCAAUCACGACCUAGGAUCACCAGCUCCUAUGGCCGAGUCCAUGGAUUUCCCAUUGUUCCCAUCGGAAGUGCCCGUGGCAGAAGAUCAAAAAUCGCAAAGUGUCGUAGCACCCUCUGAAACUGCUUCGACCACCACUACCAUAGCAAGAGAAUCGGCCAUGAACCGCAUGGUAGACGACUUAGUUGGCGUUGAUGAUGGUUUGGACCCCCUGCCGGAAGAGGACGAAAACGUUCCCCCAACUCCACCGGAACAAACGUUCGAGGAUACGACAUUGAAUGCAGGUGCAACUUAUGGCAUGGCCGCGAUCUCCAUUCACGAUCUUGUCAACAGCGUCCAAAAUUACAGGAAGACAUCUGCUUCACCGUCCACAGCUAUGCCUCUCCUGUCCACUCCAAUGAACAGGGUAGCAUCCUCAUCCUCCGUGCGAGGACCAGCUAAUCUUCCAUCUCUUCCUGAUGGGCACUCGAACUCGGCCUCUAUCUGGAACCGCAAUUAUGGUACGCCGACACCUGCAUCGCCUUCAAUGCUAAACAACAACGAUUUGGGUCAUUCUCCGUUGAAUGGCAUGCAGUCGUAUGGCCAUGUUCGCGGAGAUUCGGCGAACUCAGCCCGCAGCUACGAUUAUAGUAUCGGCAGUACAGUCGGUACCGCCCGUCCUCUCUCGGGUGGCUUGGGAAACGGCGCAAUGUGGGCAGGGCAUCCCGUUGAUUCGUCUUGGCAAUCCGCCUACAGUAAUGAAAACCACAACGGGAUGUAUAUGAAUGGGUAUACAAAAGACAACGCAUACAACUAUGAUCACGGGUUCAAUGCCACCACCGAGCUCAACCUCAUGGGCUCCAUGGGCUGGAAUAGCCAGUACGCCGAGCAACAGUCGUAUGGGCGCACGCCUCCUGGUGGCCAAGCAGGCUGA
Messenger RNA from Periconia digitata, 2574 nucleotides. Lineage: Eukaryota; Fungi; Ascomycota; Dothideomycetes; Pleosporales; Periconiaceae. The record is from the annotation of a GenBank genome assembly.